CUAGACACCGAGGUUUGAUCAUCUGACCUUCCUUCUCUGACGCAAGCAGCCUGUUUCAUCAUGAAGAUUUUGAUCUUCUGUUUUCUUCUUCCUGCUUUUCUUGGGGCGAGUGACAGCAACUCACUCUUCAAAGCUCUCGAUCUUGACGGCAACGGUAUUCUGCAGCUGAACGAAUCGAUGGAUUUUUUUACCCAAAUGGACACAAAUGACGAUGGACAGGUAAGUCUUCUGGAGUACAUGGCCAGUCCUACAGUCGGGCUAACUCCAUCAGGUGUCCAGGCCGCCUACAACAACUACGACAAACUGGACGGCAAUGAAGAUGACGUCAUUGACCAAUCGGUUAUUCAUUUCAUUUACGAGAUGAUGGACACGAACAAUGAUGGAGAAAUCUCACCUGAAGAGUACGAAAUGAACAGCGUGGGAAUUUGGAAAGGUUUUGUUGACGAACUGCAGGCCUUAAAGGAAUAAUACGCCUAAUGUAAACUGUACACGCAAGAACCUAAAAAUAAAAUUUCACAUUCUCCAAGGCAUGACGGAAUGUGUUUGUUGUGCUUGUUAUAUCAUUAGUGUCAUUGUAAACAGUGCAAAAACAUCUUAAUGGGAGGGAGGUCCAGAAGAGUUUGAACACUAGAUAGAAAAGACAAAAUCAAGCCUCACCAUUUGAUAGUAUUCAUAUCCAAACUCUACCAAUGAUGUAAGUACAGUGCCACAA
Molecule: messenger RNA, 712 nt
Organism: Pomacea canaliculata
Lineage: Eukaryota; Metazoa; Mollusca; Gastropoda; Architaenioglossa; Ampullariidae
Exons: 6
Coding region: 61-468 (135 amino acids)
Molecular function (GO): calcium ion binding
Source: RefSeq, a predicted model, not a curated record